This is a messenger RNA of Morchella importuna, 1359 nucleotides long. RefSeq lists its product as uncharacterized. The transcript has a single exon. The record is from RefSeq and is a predicted model, not a curated record. The coding region runs from base 1 to 1359 and encodes 452 amino acids. NCBI's taxonomy places the organism in Eukaryota, Fungi, Ascomycota, Pezizomycetes, Pezizales, Morchellaceae.
AUGAUUGAGAAGUAUGAAUCCCUUUCACAUUCAAAUACUCGCAACCAACCACUACCGCACCAGCAAUCGGCAAAUCCUGCUUCUCGGUCUGCUUUUCGCCGCCUUGGGAAGUCAGUCCUUGCUCGAGCCAGGCUUUUUGUCGAAAAUGCUGCUGCGCAAACUACACCCAACCGGAGCCUAGGGAGAACGGUACCACCAAGAAGAAGAUUUUUGAAGUUUUCAAGUAAAAAAAAGAAACACCGUGCCACUAAAAAUGGGAGCAACGGCUUUGAUCAUGACGGUACAAUCAGUAGCAAUAGCACACUCACGGAAACUGGAAGCAGUAUAACCGCAUCCACACCCCCCGUAGCCCGAAUUUUACCAUCGUCGUUCUUCAAACAGCUGGCGUCGUCAAAUGAGUCGUCAACUAGAAGAAAAUCAAAGUCACGCGGUCAGCGGAGAAAGAGAGGAAUAAGCCCAAAGAUCAGGGAUCUACGUUUAGAUAUGGCCAGGAAGGAAUCCAGAUUUUCUGAAAUAACGAGGAAGCUUAUGCCCCCAAAGGUAUCCGUACGCGAUCUCAAGGAACGAUUUCAGGAGGCAGAGAGAGCAUAUACGCAUAAAGACUUGAGAUUAGAGGAACUCGAUGGGUCCUCUAGAGUUCGACUACGUGGAAACAUGAUCACUAAUGAGCCGGGAAAGACAACAUCUAAACAGUUUUUACGUGAUAAGUUGAUGUCAGGAGGUAUAGAUGGUUCUUUUGCGAGCUUUGCACAAGAUCAAAACUCGGGAUAUCGGGAUAAUGAUAGCGAUUUCUUUUAUGAGGCUUUCGAUAAAGAGUUUGUCCCCCGUAACUAUAUAUACCUUACCUCCACAUAUCAAGCUCCUUGCUUUGCGGCUUCGUUCUUAAGGGUAUGUGCUAACAUUGACGGCAGAGAUCUUCGGUUAUCAAACUGCGAGUCUACUGAGUUGAUGUGUAGAGAUGACAUGAACUAUCUGAAUACGGAGUAUCAUUGCAUGGCAGAUGGUUCGCUUUCAAACUUUGGGUACUUCUUACUUCGCCUGGAGUCCGAGGCUGGAACGCCUGACUCGAGAUCGGAAGCAGAAUCAGCAAAUGAAAAUGUCUUUUUCACAGCACCUAUGCCCAGUACUGGGCUAGAUUCUGCUCAGGGGACGAAGAAGAUGUAUAGGAAAACACCGCCACCAAGCGGAUUCUUUUUCCAUCCGGAAAAUACUAAGAAUGAGACCCAGAAAGUUAGUGAAGAGAAUGAAGUAGAUUCUUAUGCCGCUCACCAUUCUAUAGCCAUGGAUAUUGUGAGCCCAAAGCCGAUGAAUGCGGUACAGGCUGCACAACUUAGGAGCAUGGUGUUUCGGUACACCUAA